CUUUCUCUCUUUGGGUCCCGAAUCGUCCAGGAUCGUGUGAUUGUGAGUGUAGGAGCGCGGAGGAGACACCUUUCGUAGCUACUCUCGAGCCAAUCGGCCUUGGAGUCUGCUUGUCCUUUCCCACAAGCGAGCAUCGGAACGGAUUUCUCUUUCCAGGCCCAGUGUUCUGGACUAGUCCGUUCCCGCCCACCGACCAAGCCGACUCUUACUAGAAUCGUUGGUGACCACUCCGGCACUCCGCGUACGCCCGGUUUCCGUGCGCCUGUAUCCCACAAAACAAUAACAUGUCGAAUGCGCAGCAACAGCAACAACAGUUACACCCACGACGGUCCAGCGCCGCGGUCGGUUCCCGCGGUGCAUCGCCGCGUCCCAAUGGUACGGAACCGCGUGAUGCCUCGCGAGUCUACAAGCGACUGAAUUGUCUGGAUUGUGGUUACCAUCCCGGGAAAGAACUACUCGAGUACGAUUACACGUACGAUGAGGGUCCCCACAACGCAACCGGGGAUCGGCUGAAACCGCAGCAGCCGUAUCCGAGAAUUCGGGAGCGGGGGGAAUACUAUAUUGAUAGCUACAACGAUCAACCAGCGGGUUGGACCUUUGGAACCAAUGAACAGCGACGGGUUAACGGAAUUUGGUUCAACUCGGGCGAUCAAGCCGGCUCGAUCAUGUCGUGUAUGGUGUGGGUACUCUUGACCUAUUCCGCCCUGACCGUCACUCUCUUGGCCAUUACGGGAGGCAUUCCGGUUAUACUCGGUAUGAUUUAUAAUCUGCUCGUUGCCAUGUCCUUGGCCUGCCACGCCAAGACUUCGCUGACGGACCCCGGCAGCGUCCCGAUCCAAGCCAUUCCUUCGGAACGGCAACGGCUCCUCAAAGACUCACACUCUAUGUGUGGACAGUGCCAAACCUUUAAACCCCCGCAUUCGCACCACUGUCGCAUUUGCAAUCGCUGCAUAUCCCGCAUGGACCAUCACUGUCCUUGGAUGAACAAUUGUGUCGGGGUCGGCAAUCUCAAACACUUCUUGCUCUUUUUGCUAUACACCUGGACCGCCGCCGCCUUUGCCCUCGCUCUGUUCGGUUGGAACUACUUCUUUUGCGCCGACGAAUUCUGCAUCUUUCAUCCCAUUGUGGUACACUUGGUCCGACUCAUGACCCUCCUCGCUGUCGGGGCCUUUCUCUUUACCUCCAGUAUGCUCAUGAACGUUUGUUACGGAAUCAUGACGGGGAUCGGGACUAUCGAUCGUCUCAAAAAGAAGGCCACCAAUACCAUGAGUCAGUCGGACGAAGAACCCAUUCCGCUCGUGGACGUUUUUGGCAUUGCUCCGUACUAUACCUGGUGUUUGCCGGUGGAUCCCAUCUUUGCCGAUCACGAUCGCGUAGUGGGCUACACCAUGCCGCAACGGCUGGACCGGGAACGACAAUUUUGCGAAGGUCAACGACCGAGCGUCCAUCACCCUCAUCCGGCCCUGGAAUUGCCCGCCUAUAUACAGGAGUGUCUACCGGUAUGA
Phaeodactylum tricornutum CCAP 1055/1 is the source of this 1505-nucleotide messenger RNA. RefSeq lists its product with no specific name. The transcript is spliced from 3 exons. Gene Ontology annotation, cellular component: endoplasmic reticulum; Golgi apparatus. The coding region runs from base 285 to 1505 and encodes 406 amino acids. Gene Ontology annotation, molecular function: protein-cysteine S-palmitoyltransferase activity. The record is from RefSeq and is a predicted model, not a curated record. Lineage: Eukaryota; Bacillariophyta; Bacillariophyceae; Surirellales; Neidiaceae. Gene Ontology annotation, biological process: peptidyl-L-cysteine S-palmitoylation; protein targeting to membrane.